AUUUUUGCCCCUUACACGAACGGACUAGAAUUGCUCAGCUCACGUGGCUCCUAGCCCCUACUUUGAUUCGCCUUGCCCUUAUUAACUAGAAGAAAAAAAAGGAUCGCCCUAACAAAUAUUCUUUCAGGUCCCCCCUCUUAGACGGAGCGAUCAAGUUCAGCUCUGGUUACGUGCGCCGGGACAGAGAGGAGGAGGUGGAGGGGGGUGGAGAGAGAGAGCGCGAGAGACUGCAAUAUCAUUUGUGAAUCGCUCAGAGUGCUGCAGAUACAGAUUGCUAACACAUGCAGUGCAAAUGCAGGUGAAGAACAGACGCGCACACUGAGAAUAUGCAGGACUUGGGGAAAAGGCUCCAUACUCGGGAUCCGAACUACACGGCUUGUCGGAAUUACAGUUGUCACUCAUUGAGCCCGGCAGCAACACUGUCCAGCAGCUGAUGGCAAUUUAUUUUUUUGGUUCUGUUUUUUGAAAGGCUGUUUUAUUCUUAAGUUACUGAAGGAACAUGCAUCUUGCCCUCUUGGAUGUUGUGUAGAUAGGCGACGGGACGAGCACACUUUGCUCUCGUUAUCACUGCUACUGUGAGGUAAGAAGGCGCACUGUUUAAUAAAGUAGCAGUACUUUGGAUAUAAUGUCAUUUUUCAUUUCAUUUCUGUCUUGAUCGGACGGCGGAUCUGAACGUUUAACCUAUUGCUUGGCAUGCGAGACUGGAAUAUAACUGAAGGGGGAUCAUUUUUGGAGCUGGUUAGUUGAAAUACUUUAUACACACACAUAUCCGUAGAAACUGAGCGCUGCAAAGCCCUGGACUUGGGAUAAAGUGAAUGUUUUUGGAGUGGAUGAACACAGCGGGCUAUGCAUACGAAUACGGUGUGUAGAAGCAGAGAAACCAGAGCACAAAUCUCAGCCGCUGCAACAAGAAGAUCCCCCAAUCUCUCAAGAUAAUGUGUACAUUUCUUUCAGUAUAUAUGCAAGAUCAGCGUAAUAGGUUUACAAGAGAUUUCUUUUUCCCACGUUAACAAAAACGACAAGGAUUAUUUGGAUACAAGAUUUUUUUUUCUUUUUUUUCAAAGGAUGAAAGUCUGCAGCAUCUGAAAACCUAGACGCAAGGCUUUUAAAGUCACUGUUUUUUUUAAUUAACUGUCUAGUGAACGCGAAAAAAAAUUAAGAAAAACGAGUGAACUGUAUAUCUUGUCACUGGUACUGAGAAUAUUAGAGACCCAAAAAGCAAAAGAAAGCAACAAUCCACAAAAAAGAGAGUACAAUAGCAGUUGCUGCGAGCCAUGAGGACUAUUGGUGCAAUGGACUGCCUGCGCUCGUGGGUGCUAGUGCUGCAGCUCGUGCUGACUCAGGCGGCUGCGAAGCAAGUGCUUCGAUACCGUCUGGCGGAGGAGGGACCUGCCGAUGUCCGGAUAGGGAAUGUCGCCUCCGACCUGGGCAUCGUCGCCGGAUCCGGCGAGGUCACUUUCACACUCGAGUCAGGAUCUGAAUAUUUUAAAAUUGACAACAUCACCGGAGAGCUGAGCACCAACGAGCGGCGCAUCGACAGGGAAAAGCUGCCUCAGUGCCAGAUGAUUUUUGAUGAGAACGAGUGCUUCAUCGACUUCGAGGUGUCCGUCAUCGGGCCGUCCCAAAGCUGGGUGGACCUCUUCGAGGGCAAGGUUAUUAUUUUAGACAUCAAUGACAACACGCCCACUUUUCCCUCCCCGGUGCUCACUUUGUCCGUAGAGGAGAACCGGCCGAUUGGUACACUUUACCUUUUGCCCACCGCCACUGACAGAGACUUUGGCAGGAAUGGCAUUGAGAGGUACGAGCUCCUGCAGGACAGCGGGGAGAGCUCUUUGAGCCCAAGCAGGAGAGGGGGAGGAGGAAGCUCCAUCUCAGGUGGGGACAGUUUUCCUGCCAAAAGGAGAUUUGAACCUGAAGGAGCCAGCAGAAGUAGUGUCUUUGAACUUCAGGUUGCUGACACCACAGAUGGAGAAAAGCAGCCCCAGCUCAUUGUCAAAGGGGCUUUGGACAGAGAGCAGAGGGACUCUUAUGAGCUGACACUUCGAGUUAGAGAUGGAGGGGAUCCUGCCAGGUCUUCACAAGCCAUCCUCCGAGUUCUGAUCACUGAUGUUAAUGACAACAGUCCUCGUUUUGAGAAAAGCGUGUAUGAAGCUGAUCUGCCUGAGAACAGCUCUCCUGGGACGCCUAUACUACAGAUAAAGGCCACUGAUGCUGACGUUGGUGUGAAUGGACAAAUUGAAUAUGUAUUCGGGGCUGCCACUGAAUCAGUCCGCAGGUUGCUGAGACUGGAUGAGAAUUCAGGCUGGCUAAGUGUUUUGCAUCGCAUUGACCGGGAAGAAGUCAGCCAGCUCCGGUUUUCUGUCACGGCACGAGACCGUGGUCAGCCCCCCAAAACAGAUAAAGCCACUGUUGUCUUGAACAUCAGGGAUGAAAAUGACAAUGUUCCCAUCAUUGAUAUCAGGAAGAUAGGCAGGAUUCCACUGAAAGAUGGCAUCGCCAACGUGGCAGAAGAUGUAGUGGUGGACACCCCUAUUGCAUUAGUGCAGGUGUCUGACAGAGACCAAGGGGAGAAUGGGGUGGUCACCUGUACGGUUGUCGGGGACGUGCCAUUUCAGCUCAAGCCCGCUAGUGAAACAGAGGGUGAACAGAAUAAAAAGAAAUACUUUUUGCACACUUCAGCCCCACUGGACUAUGAAGCCACACAGGAGUACAACGUUGUCAUUGUAGCAGUGGACUCUGGAAGUCCAAGUUUAUCCAGCAAUAACUCACUGAUUGUAAAGGUUGGGGAUACCAAUGAUAAUCCCCCUGUCUUCAGUCAAAAUGUGGUGGAGGUGUCCUUUGCUGAAAACAAUGCCCCAGGUGAACGUGUUGCUACUGUGGUUGCAAUUGAUGCUGACAGUGGCAAAAAUGCAGAGAUUAUGUAUUCCCUAGACCCUUCCGUAUCUGGGAUAUUUUCCAUUGACCCAGAUUCUGGUGACAUCAUAGUCAAUACGGUUUUGGAUCGGGAACAGACUGAGAGAUACGAAUUUAAAGUGAUUGCCAAAGACAAAGGAACACCUAUCCUUCAGGGAUCUGCUACGGUUGUGGUGCUGGUUGCAGACAAAAAUGACAAUGAGCCCAAGUUCAUGCAGGACAUAUUUACCUUUUAUGUCAAGGAGAAUCUGCAGCCAAACAGUCCAGUUGGAAUGGUUACAGUAAUGGAUGCUGACAAGGGCCACAAUGCUGAAAUGAGUCUCUUCAUUGAGGAAGAGGAUGAUAUUUUUUCUAUUGAAAAUGACACUGGAACAAUUUACUCCACCAUGUCCUUUGAUCAGGAGCAAAAAUCUACCUACAUGUUUCGAGUGAAGGCAGUCGAUGGUGGGCUUCCCUCCCGGUCAGCUACAGCCACAGUGUCUUUGUUUGUAAUGGAUGAAAAUGACAAUCCUCCUACUGUUACCUUCCCAAGUAACAAUUCAUACACCCUGUUAUCCCCAUCAAGCAAUGUCAGGACAGUUGUGGCUACCGUAUUAGCAACUGAUAGUGACACCGGCAUCAAUGCUGUUUUGAACUACAGCAUAGUUGGUGGGAACCCCUUCAAACUGUUUGAGAUAGACGCAGCCAGUGGGGUCAUUUCUUUGGUGGGGAAGCUGGCUCAAAAGCACUAUGGGCUACAUCGACUUGUUGUACAAGUGAAUGAUAGUGGCCAGCCAUCACAGUCAACUACUUCUCUAGUCCAUGUCUAUGUCAAUGAGAGCAUCUCCAAUUCGUCAAUUGUGGAGGCUCAGAUCUCAAGGAGUCUGCACACACCUCUUGCACAAGACAUAGCAGGCGAUCCAAAUUACGAUUUUGGGAAACAACGACUCAGUAUUGUUAUUGGGGUGGUGGCGGGCAUUAUGACUGUCAUCCUGAUUAUUCUGAUUGUGGUAAUGGCCCGCUAUUGUAGACCAAAGAACAAAAAUGGAUAUGAAGCUGGCAAGAAGGAUCACGAGGACUUCUUCACACCACAGCAGCAUGAUAAAAGCAAAAAGCCUAAGAAGGACAAAAAAAAUAAAAAAUCAAAGCAACCGUUAUACAGCAGCAUUGUCACGGUUGAAGCAUCAAAGCCAAACGGGCAGCGCUAUGAUAGUGUCAAUGAAAAGUUAUCUGACAGCCCUGGUAUGGGCCGAUAUCGGUCAGUAAAUGGAGGACCAGGAAGCCCAGACCUGGCGAGACAUUACAAAUCAAGUUCACCACUGCCCACUGUUCAGCUUCACCCACAGUCACCAACUGCUGGGAAAAAGCACCAGGCUGUACAGGAGCUUCCUCCUGCCAACACUUUUGUUGGGACAGGAGAUAACAUUUCCAUCGGAUCUGACCACUGUUCCGAGUACAGCUGUCAAACCAACAACAAGUACAACAAACAGCCAUUUCGCAGAGUGACGUUUUCUGUGGUGAGCCAGCCUCAGGACCCCCAUCAGGGAUCAUUGCAGAGUUGCUAUGAUAGUGGAUUGGAAGAAUCAGAGACGCCCAGCAGUAAGAGCUCAUCAGGUCCCAGAUUGGGUGCCCUUCCACUCCCAGAGGACAACUAUGAGAGGACUACGCCGGAUGGCAGUGUUGGUGAGGCAGAGCAUAUGGAAAAUGAUUCAAGGCCACUGCCAGACGUCGCCAUGACAGGAAAAUGUACGAGGGAAUGUGAUGAGUACGGUCACUCUGACUCCUGCUGGAUGCCUGUGCGAACAUCCCCUGAAAGGCGACAGAAGAAUCCGCCAAAGCUCUCCACUUUUAUGCCUACAACUGAACAAGGCAGCCAGGAAAAACUUGCCAAUGGAGACCCUCCUCUGAUGGGCGAUCGCAACAGAAACCUCCUAAAUAAAAAGAUGGCGUCAUCUUAUGAGACCUUCAGUGCAGCUAGCUUUGGCAAAAAUGAGGAUUCAAACCCUGAAGACAUCCCCCUUACACAAACGGGAGACUACAAACCAUCCCCUGUCAGCACUCUAACCAGAAGAGAAGUUUAUCUGUAAGAUGCAAAAUAUGUCAUAAUGCUGAAAUUUUAGAAAUGGAUAAACAUGACUAACCAUGUAGAAUAAGUUCAAACAUUAGCAGAGAGAGGGAGCUACUGAUGAGACAAGGCUCAAAAUUUGGAAUUUUCUGCUGAAAAGCCAGGCUUUCAAAUAUGUACCGCCUGAUUAUUUUGUACAAAGUAGAAUUCAUUUCAUGACUUGCAUGCCUAAUGUCCAUGACAGAGCUUAUUGUAAACUAAAGACUGACUAUCAGUCUGUCGAAAUGAUCGAUUAAUACAGAGUACAGAUUUUACAAAAGUGUGAGCCAACAAGGUUUUUUUUUUUUUUUCUUUCUUUUCCCCCCCAAUGUUAGCUAGUUGGAUGUCAGUGGCAGGACCAUAACCCCUAUUGAUGAGAAUCAAAAGUAAAGGAGAAUGAUUGGCAAAGAAGAAAAAAUGCAUACAUACCAACAUAUUCAUUAAUACAGUUUUACAUUUUAUAAGACAUCUACAAAAAACACAGCUUUAAUGUAACUGCCGAAAGCAUAAUAUUUGAAAACAAAUUACCCCUUGAUAAUUUUGUCAUUUGUAACGAGACCAUGGCACUGGUCUUUCUUAUGAAGCCUUUAAACUGCAGGACAUUAAAGAAGUAUUGCAUUCAACACUGUCUCUACACACACAAACCCGUGUAUUUAUACAUAUGAACUUUGGAAGGGAACUGGAUCAUAUGCAAAAAAAAAAAAAAUUGCAAGAUUAUGAGCCAAUUCCAAUCAAUAUUUGCCAGUUCUCGCUAAUUAAAAAAAUGAAAUCAUGUACAUAUCAGUUGACUCUUCAGGCAUAAACGGCUGACAUGAUUCUAAUUGGACUCCCUAUGGGAACUUUUUUUUUUUAACAUUUAUGACAUAAAUAAAAAAAUGCCUCAUCAGUCUCAUCAAGGUAAGAUGAUAAAGAAUAUACUGUUUUUUAAUAGCUGCAUGAAGAUUAAUCUAGAAGAUGGAUGAACACAACUGUAAUGUGAACACUCUUUGUGAGCACAUUCACAAGAUUCACAGAGGAAAUCCAUUGUACUUUCAAAUGUUUUGUUCAUAUAUACUGUAUGAGCUGGGAUGAAGUUUACAGACUUGGAAUUUUCAUCCUAUAAGCAUGUAGAAGUGCAUAUGUGCUGGGAAUACACAAACAGAAUGGCUGGCUUAAGCCCUGCAUUACCAUUUUAUCUAGGCAACAGUGAAAAAAGCAAAAAAAAAAAAAACUAAGGAAAAAAGAAAAAUAAAAACAGUAGAAUAACAUCAGAGCUCUGGGCUACUCCACUACAAAAGGAAUGUAAUACUGUACAUUUUGUCGAAAGGGGAUGAUCAAAAUCCUCCUAUUGUGUUGCAGCAAAAGAGAAAGGGACAGGGAACAUAAUGCUUUAUAUACAUAAUUUCAAACCUAGUAAAGGAAACACCAUAAAAAAAAAAAACCAAAGUUAUGGAAAUAAACUGGCAUGAAGGUAUAACUUAAUGUUUCUCCGUUAACAUUUAGAGGAAAAAAAUAGCUUUUUUGGUAGUUUAUUGCUUUAAAUACAUGCAAACAUGUAAGUAUACAGUAAUGCAUUAAGUACAGUUUUCUUGAUCAGUAAAAUCCAGACUUCUUGCAUUUUUAUUUCAGUUUUUAAUGCCAACAUGUUGUGCCCCUUGCUCUGUUCCAGUCCAUUAAACUCUGUUACAUUAGUACCUACUGUCUUUUCAGUUUGAAAUUGAUAUUGUAAAUGGGCACAAGCUCCUCUAGCGAGUUAAAAAAAAAAUGUCUCAGAAUAAAUAAGAACUCAAUAUUUUAUGUGACUCUACUGUACAUCAAAAUAUGGACAGAAUACAAAAAAAAAAUCCCACCUCUAAAUAAUCCUGUGUUCCAAAGCUGUUUACAGCAGAACAGCAUUCUGUUAUCUGUAAGUACUUGUUGUUAAGAAAAGUGCUUCUAAUUGCUUACGAACUGUAUACAUAGAUAUGUAUUUUUAUUGCACGUUUAAAGGGAAUUUACUUCACUUACUGCAAAAGAAAACAUUUCUAAGAAAAGGAUCAAGAUAUUUUUCUUUAUGUGAAAACAUGAUGUCCAUCCUGUUGCUUGCUUUUAUUUGUUAUAUUUUUCAACGAACAUUUGUCAGAUAGUCUGUUAUAGGGUACCAGUUUAAAAAGAGGAUGAAUAUUUCCUUAUCUCUAUUGCCAUCAAAGCAAGUGAACAUGUUUUAGGAAAUCCAGAACUGUUUAAAUGUGACACCGUUCCUCUAAUCUGAAGUGAUCAUUAAUGAUAACUUUGUCACGAAAAGAUGUUGACUGUCUGGCUUUCUCGGUACAUUACAAUUAAGUUGCAAUUUUGAACUGGCAUGGCAUAACCUUCUUUUGUUGUCUGUUUUUUUAUUUUUUUUUUUAUUUUUUAAUUUACUUGUAUGCUUAUUCUGGUGCCACUUUGUAUAUUUAGAGUGCUUAUGUAAAAUAGAGUGAAUGCAAAAUAUGCAAUUGUGCCUUUUUAUACCUAUUGGUAUGAUUUAAUGUUGGUUGGGAACUGGACAACUUAGGGGUAAUUUUUCAUAUUUUGUUUGGGUCUGUAUUUAACUACAUUACACUAAUACUAAGUCAUUUAGGGAAAGAGGUUUGUCAUAAACUGGUGUUUAGUCACUCAGAAAAAAGAUCAGUCAAACUUCUUUUCCAUUACAGAAACACUGAGGGAUAUGCUGCAAAUUAGGCUAAACCAGGAAUUUUUCAAAUCUGAAUGGACUUUUUAUUAAUUAUUUAUAAAACUUAUGCAAUUAAUUUCAUCUUUUAAAUAAAUGUUCAUUUUCGGUUAUUAUUAGGUAUUAUUCACAACAAUCGUCGGUUUCCAAAAAAGUGUUUGGAUUUGAUUGAAAUUACGAUGUAACAGUCCAACACGGAUCAUAUUAUGGAGACAAUGCAUACAUGUGCAAAAAGACUUUUGACUGGUCAGAUAUGUGAUUUUCUUCAAUUAUUUAUCAUAGCUUAGAAAAGUGGGAUGGGAGCUAAUAAACGGUUCUAAAGGAAUGCUGGCUGAAGGAUUACCUCAGGAAUUUUAAACACCAUGAUCCAUUUUCAUGUGGCUUCUGUUAUUAACGGGAAAGUUAGGACAUGCUGUCUUAGGCAGUGUGGGGUUUUUAGGGAUGGUGGGGUGGGGCUAAUAAUCCAAAUGCUAUUUUUUUGCCUCUGGUAGAAUACAACACAAUGGAGCUUCAGUUAAAUGGGUUUACAGAUUCAUGACACACUUUGCUUUAGUAUAACAGACACACUCCUCCUUUUGCAUGCACCAGCAGAGGAAGCCAUUGAACUAAUAUAUAUAUACCAUCUUCAAACAUGAUUUGCUUCAGUUCUCUAGGAAGCCAUUUUAUCAAGGAUUGGCAACUCUUUUACAUUAGCACUAAUUGCAGUCAGACCGGAACUGGAAAUGGUUUAUAAUGAAAGGCAUUUACAGAACACAAUUUGAAAUCCUGUAAGGUGGUAAUUAUAAUUGUGAGUAAUAAAACACUUUCUGAGAAAAAUGGGUUAUGUGCAAGAGAAUAUAUAAAAUUUGUAUUUUUUUUUACAUAAAUGUUUUCAAUUAUAUAUAAAAAUUCUUAUAUGAUAAAAGAAAGGGGUCAUCAAAGAGUACAUUUGCAAUGCCUUAAAAUAAACCAUUGCUCUUUAAAAGUUUAAUUUAAAAGCAGAGGCAUACUUAAAAUAAUCAGAAUAAUUGAAAGGAAAGUAACAAGUGGAAGUUAUGACAGCUAAUUUGAUUAAUUUACUUUGAAAGAUUACUUUGUAUACUUCAAGAUGUGGAAAAUGUGAAGCUUUAAAGGUCUCAUAAUUGCAUUCAAAAGUGGUACCUGCCUAGAAACAGAUCAAUAUGAAAGUCUUCAGAAAAUUGGUGGAUAUGUGUAUUUAAAACAAGAACAAGAGAUUUAUCACGCCCCCAUUCCACUCCAGCAUAAGGCCGUCUGUGAAGAAUGUGGAGUGUAAAGUGUAAAAAUCAGCUCUGAUGUACUUAUUCUGAAAUGUUCCUCUGAUUGUAUUUUCUUUUAGUUAUGGGCUGUACAUUAAUUGUCUGAUCAUCUGCAGACAGAUUAAGACAGUAAAUAUAAUUAACAAAAUUGCACAGAGUACCUGAGUGCAAUCAUUUUAUUUGCGCUUUCUGGGAAAGCUAGGAGUAAAAUAUGAGACGUAUGAACAGUGAGCUUGCAGUUUCCUGUCCAGCCUAAAAUGAUGAUUAAAGACGAGUCUACAGAAUGCAGUUUUUACUUUGCUACAGACAGUGUUGCUGCACAUGUCAGACCUUAAACAGAAUUUGGAAGAAUGGACAAAACUGUACCAUCCGUCUUCAAUAAAUUUAGAUGUCUUAUUAUUAAGGGGGGCAUGUUUUGUAUCAUAUUGUUGGUACACUAAAUUAAACCAAUUGUGAAGAAAUGGCAGAAAAUUAAUCUGCUAGCAAGAAUACAGCAUACAUGUAAGUAGGGCAUCCAUAAGAUUAUAAGAAAAAGGUGUUAAACACAGAAGUAACUCAUCCUGUUGGAAUAUUCAUUUCUUUCUGGGAAAAGUUUUACAUGGGAGAGAAAUGAGGGGAAAAAAGCUUUCAUUUGAUUGUUUUUUUAUAUGCUGUAAAAACUGGGUGUAUGCUGUCAAGAAAUAUCAGGAUGAGACAUUUAAUAAAAAAAAAAAGUAAAACAAAUGUAGAAAUAUCACACGGCAGAGCUCAAUAUAAAACAAAAUUUCUGUCAGCAUUGGGGUCUCUUGGGGGAAGAAAAUGAUAAUUAGAGGCCUUUUUAAAAAUUUACCUUUAAAAAAUUCUUGCUGAGUUCAAAGAUUAAUUCUUCCACUUUGGUGCUUGACAAUGAGUUUCUCAAAUGAUGCUGUUCUUUCGUUCUGUCUGGGGUACAUUUUCAGCCGGCUUUUCCUGAAUUUAAGCACUCACAAUCAGUAUGAUGAGAUCUGUUUGUAAUAUUAAUCAUAAACUAUUGUUCUGCGACUUGGAUGUUGAUAUUGAAGCAAGGAACAAUUUAUCAUCGUUUAUUAUGAGUCACUAUGCACGCAGCUAUGCUGAACAUUGCAAAAUGUAUUGAACGCAAGUCCACUUCUAUUUAUGAAAUAUUUACAUAAUUUAAUUUGCUUUUGUAUAGUUUUCUGUAAAUAAAUUGCUUGUCAUUUUUGUCUCUGCAAAUUAAAAUAUAACAUGUAAAAACAAG
Molecule: messenger RNA, 10157 nt
Organism: Polypterus senegalus (gray bichir)
Lineage: Eukaryota; Metazoa; Chordata; Cladistia; Polypteriformes; Polypteridae
Gene: pcdh7b
Product: protocadherin 7b
Exons: 3
Coding region: 1275-4979 (1234 amino acids)
Biological process (GO): homophilic cell-cell adhesion
Cellular component (GO): plasma membrane
Molecular function (GO): calcium ion binding
Source: RefSeq, a predicted model, not a curated record